Messenger RNA from Vombatus ursinus (common wombat), 3405 nucleotides. RefSeq names its product G2 and S-phase expressed 1 (gene GTSE1). Gene Ontology annotation, cellular component: cytoplasmic microtubule; microtubule cytoskeleton. The coding region runs from base 1174 to 3237 and encodes 687 amino acids. Gene Ontology annotation, molecular function: microtubule binding. The record is from RefSeq and is a predicted model, not a curated record. The transcript has 12 exons. Lineage: Eukaryota; Metazoa; Chordata; Mammalia; Diprotodontia; Vombatidae.
ACGGAGGGAAGGGCAGAGAGGAUGAACCCGAGGCACCUUUUGCCAGGUGGAGAAACUGAGGCCGGGAGAUCGGAAGAACCAGCCGUCCCCCAGGUCACAGAAUCAGGCGCCCCCCCCUCCCUCGCCCCCAAUCAGGGAUCCUGGGCUAGAAAAGGGGAACGGUUAGAGGAAGGUCAGCAAGAAGUGACCAGUGGGUCAGUCUGGGCCACACUUGCCUGUUAAACACGUGGGAAAACUGAGGCUGAGAGUGGAAGAGCUGGGCCAGAUGGUAAGGCUGGCCUAGAACCCAGGCCCUCAGACUCGAAAUUCAUCCCUCUUUACAACAGGUGGCACUGGGUCCAGGGACCUGACCCCAAAACUGGGUGAACUGAGGCCCAUGGUUUGAGCUCUUGGAGCCUCAGCCUCUGGCCCUCAGUUUCCUCACCUGUCUGAUGGGCAGGUUUGACCCACUGGUCACUUGUAGCUGGCCCUUCUCUAACCCUGCCCACUUUCUAACCCAGGAUCCCUGGUUUAGGGGUGGGGGUGGGGGUCUGGCCCUUGUGGGACCCCGGAGAAAUCUCUUCUGUCCUGCCUCAGCUUUACCAUCUGUGAAAAGGGAGGCUUUGGAUUAAAUAGUUUCUGAGUGCCUCACCCCACUGGCCCUGGCCCUGGAGGUGAGUAGUCCAAGGCUCAGUGAUGGGAAGCAGCGUGGGCAAGGAUCACCCAGGACCGUAGCCACUGCCCUGCACACUGGAGGCCCUGCUGCUGUCACCCAGGGCUAUGGCUGAGGUCUAGGGGAGAGGCGGGACCCUGGGCCAGCCAUUCUCCCUCACCCCAGACACCUCUCGGGGACCUCAGGCCACUGCUGAAAGAAGGUGGGGCUGGAGAGACCCUGGGGAGGAGAAGCCAGUCCCCUUCCUCCUGCCCUCGUGUCCCUCUGGUGGCUCUGUUCCCGUGAUGACUACACAAGGCAGCUCCCACCCGUGAGCAGUCUGUGCUGACCUGCACUCUGCUGCCCAGCCUCCCUCGCCAGCUUCCCAGGGGGCCCUGAGGAGCACAGGGAUUGAGAAUCAGGGAGCUGAUCGCCACUGAUGUGGACAGUGGCUGGCAUCGGCCCUUUCAGCUGAGAAGGUCAGCGUCCCCUCCUGUCUCCUGUUUGGUUUGCUGGCAGGUGCUUCUCUGGCGGUAUUUACUAUGGAGGAAGGAGAGGAGGGCUUGGUCAGAGGAGCCACCAACGAAAAAGCCGAUGUGGACGCACAGGAUGACUUUCCUCUUUUGACGGACGAGAAAUUUGACUUUGACCUCUCACUGUCUUCAUCCAGUGCCAAUGAGGACGACGAGGUCUUCUUUGGGCUGGUCGGGCACCGGGAGCAGUGCGUGGCUGCCAGCCUGGAGCCGCAGGGCCUGGUGCCCAGCGAGACCGAGCCGCUCACGUGGAGCCCCGUGGCUGGGGAGAAGUUUGUGGAGAUUUUCAAGGAGGCGCGCUUGCUGGCCCUGCAGAUUGCGAGCAGCGCCAACAAGGCAGCGCCCAGAGCCCGAGAGCCCGAGCCAGUGCCGGCCCCGGGGUCAGGGGAGGAGUUUGUGCAGGAGGCCAGGCUGAAGCUGGACAUCUUUGAGCGAGGACUGCAGGUGCAGAGAAGCUCCCCGGCUCUCAAAAGGGAGACCUACUGUGUGCCGACCCCGGAGGGGGCCCUAGUGCAGGCAUCGCUCACCUUUGCCGACUCCCCAGGGGCCCCACAGCCCGCUUCUGGUACCCAUCUUCAGAGCCAGGGGGCGGCCGAGAGAAAAGCCGCAAGCCGACUGCAGCCCCCCAAGUCUUUGUCUGUGCCUGGAAAAGGGGCUCCCGCCAAGCUUCAAUCAGGGAAACAAACCCAUCCUUCAAGGCUCCCCCCUGCGAGCUCCAGAGUGUCCUCAGGGGCCGUGCCCUUGGACCAGUCCAGCGGCGCUUCAGAGGCGAGCACAUCCUCCGGCAGCGGCACCAAAGGCCCCCCUGGCCUCCCUGCCCCCAGCAAGUUUGGGGCGAGGAAAACGCUGCUGAAACCUCCAGGGCGUGCCAGGACCCUCCUCACAGGAAAGAGCGCCUCUUUCUCAGGCCCCGUGUGCAGCAUGAACCCGACCCCAGUGAGAGGCAGUGCUAAACCAGGUGACCCUUUCCUCCGUCUGGCUGACGCUCCUCGGCCCAAACCGAGUGACCAACUGAGCCACAGAAACAUCUCCUACUCGAAGCAAACCAGAGUGGCCCCGGCCGCACCCUUUGCCGGCCGAGCCAAGGAGGCUGCCUCAGUUUCCCUGAGGCAGCCACAGACCCCCAAAAGUGGAACCCAGAGGCCAAGUUCCACCCCCAGCUUAUCCCAGCCCUCUCAGCUGACAAAGCCCAGGGGGCCCGGGGGUCCCAGCUCCGGAGCCAAGGCAGGGCCACCCACCAAUCCGCUUCGACAUCCUGCUUUCUCUGUAGGCGCCUCACCGGGCAGCGGGACUCCUCAAGUCCAGGGUGUGAGCCAGCAGCCGUCAGGCCCCUCGUCUGGAAGUGCUGCCCUGCGUGGCACCCCUACACGGUGCUCCUCAGGGGGAGUUCCACAGCCCCCCGGCAGCAGUACCUGCACCCCGCUGAGUGUCCGGCGCCUGUCAGCCCUGCCUACGCCGUCCAGCCGCCGAGCGUCAGCCCUUCCGUCGUGGCCGACACCCAGAACCGGCCUGAGAGCCACCUUCCCGCCUCAGCUGGUGGCUGCCCGGACCCCCUCGCAGGCACCCCCCAAGAAAGCCAAAGGCAGGCCCGAGCAAGCCCAGGAGACAGGCAGGCCAGGGGCUCCUUGCCCGUCUGACCCCCCUCUGGGGGUGCCUUUGGCCCUCGACUUUGCCUCUCCUGAGCAGACGGCCCCCAGGAUCCCUGGGGAGGAGGCCAGGGAGCAGCGGGGGACAAAGCCGGCCCCCCCAGAGGCCGUGCUCAUCCAUAUUGGCCCCGACACCCGCGCUGCUGUCCCAGCAAUGCCAAAACCGCCUCUCCGUGGCCAGCCGCUCCUCGACUUCUCCAACAGCCCUGAAGUGGACCCGCGAUGGCUCCCCCUGAUGCCGGCGAAGGCGUUGGCCGGUGAAGGCCCGCUUCUCAUCGACCUGUUUCCCUCUCCAGAAGAAGCCAAAAGCAUCCCGUCCAAACCUCUGCCAGCCACGGGGCAGCUGAUAGACCUGAGCUCUCCUCUCCUCAGCCUGAGCCCUGUGGAGGACAAGAAAAACCUGAACUCUCCGCUCCUCAGGUUUUAGGUGGGCAGCCGCCGGCCCGAGAGCCCCAGCCCAGGGCCUGGGAGCGACUCCCAGCGAACAAAAAAUGUGUAACUUACAGGGACAAAUUAGGACGCUUUGAGGUUUUUUAUGUCUCUUUUUAUCAAGUUUGUUUAAAAAGUCCAACAGAGAUUAAAUAAAACUCGCUGA